Messenger RNA from Teleopsis dalmanni, 853 nucleotides. Its product is annotated as trypsin alpha. The record is from RefSeq and is a predicted model, not a curated record. Lineage: Eukaryota; Metazoa; Arthropoda; Insecta; Diptera; Diopsidae. Gene Ontology annotation, molecular function: serine-type endopeptidase activity. Bases 39 to 809 code for a protein of 256 amino acids. Gene Ontology annotation, biological process: proteolysis. The transcript has a single exon.
GACAAAAUUAUCAGUGUGUUUUGCAUUGCUAAAGCAACAUGUUGAAGUUUGUGAUUCUUUUGUCAGUAAUUGCUUGCGCUCUAGGAGCUGCCGUUCCAGAGGGCUUGCUGCCACAGUUAGAUGGACGUAUUGUUGGUGGUAGCGCGACUACCAUCAGUUCUUUUCCAUGGCAAAUCUCAUUACAACGUAGUGGAUCUCACUCAUGCGGUGGUUCAAUUUAUAGCAGUAACAUUAUUGUCACUGCUGCUCACUGUUUGCAAAGUGUUUCUGCCUCCGUAUUGCAAGUUAGAGCUGGUUCCACAUACUGGAAUAGUGGUGGUGUUGUCAGUAAAGUAGCUGCUUUUAAGAAUCACGAAGGUUAUAAUGCAAACACUAUGGUUAAUGAUAUUGCCGUAAUUCGUCUGAGCUCUUCAUUAUCAUUGAGCAGUACUAUUAAGACAAUUGGAUUGGCCACUACCGCUCCAGCAAAUGGCGCCUCUGCUGUUGUUUCCGGUUGGGGUACACUUUCGUCCGGAUCUUCAAGCAUUCCAACAACCUUGCAAUACGUUAAUGUGAACAUUGUUAGUCAAUCUGCCUGUGCUUCUUCGACUUAUGGUUAUGGUUCAUCUAUAAAAUCAACUAUGAUCUGUGCUUAUACUGUUGGUAAAGAUGCUUGCCAAGGAGAUUCUGGUGGUCCAUUGGUAUCUGGUGGUAAUUUGGUUGGUGUGGUUUCUUGGGGCUAUGGAUGUGCAUACACAAAUUAUCCAGGUGUUUAUGCUGAUGUUGCUGUCCUCCGUACAUGGGUCGUUAAUACUGCUAAAACUGUUUAAUAUUUUUUAAAGUUAAAAAAAUAAAAGAACAUUUUAGAAAUUAA